AUGGCAGCCUCCGAGACUGUUAGGCUACGGCUCCGAUUUGAUUACCCGCCGCCAGCCACCCCGCACUGCAUGGACUUCUGGCUUCUGGUCGACUUGAACCGGUGCCGGGUAGUCACGGAUCUCAUUAGUCUCAUCCGCCAGCGCUUCGGCUUCAGUUCCGGGGCCCUCCUCAGCCUCUACUUGGAGGGGGGGCUCCUGCCGCACGGCGAGAGCGCGCGCCUGGUCCGCGACAACGAUUGCCUCAGAGUUAAAUUAGAAGAGAGAGAAGUCGCUGAGAAUCCUGUAAUAGUCAGUAACGGUGAUAGUACUCAUUUCUUACCUAGAAAAGCAAAGAAGCGGUCACUUAAGUUGGAGGAGGAUGAAGAAACUGGUGACAGAAAUUCAAAGAAGCAUUGGAAGAGGCGAGAGGACAACAAAGACGAGAACGCUUUGGAUCCAGAGCCAAAAGCUGUCACAGAUCAGAAUGGGAGGGGGAAAAACAAAAGGAAAUACAAAGCCACACCUGAUGUAGUAGAUGAGGAUGACAAAGAGACCAAGAGAAAAUCGCCAAAGAAACGUACAUAUAGAAAACGGACGCAGAACCCCAGGUCUAAAGCACAGACAGUGAAAGAGCGGACAGCGCAGAAGUGUAGUCCUCCGAAAGGUUCUCCUGCUCGAAGCAGCCUUGUGAAACCCAAGAGGAAAGGUGGCGUCGACGAGAGGAAAGGUGGCGUCGACGUCCCUACAAAAGAUAGUCGUCCCAGUUCCUCCUCAGAGUCUGAGUCUUGUCAUGAUUCAUCCAGCGAACUUUUGAGCAAUGUCAUCUUGGAGGUCAGAAAGUCCUCAGAGAAAGUAUCGACUGCAUUAUCAAAGGAAGGGCCCUCUGUAAAAAACACAACUACAAACAAAGUAGCUACAACAAUUGCCUUCAACUCUGCCACCGUCGAGGACAAGACAACCAGAGCCUCGGACUCCAGCUCAGGCUCCAGUUCAGAUUCAGAUGACCUUAGCGACGCGUCCAAGAGCUCCCUGGAGAAGACAGCGGGGCUCUUGAAGCCAGGGGGCCUGCUUGCAGGCCGGGGUCGUCCGGGGCCGGGCCCUGCAGCACAGACUCUGAACGCUCCUGGAUGCAAGAACUCUGACUCAAAUGGUGGCAGACAGAGCCCUCCGGGUCCUCCCAGCGCGACUGUUCCUACCAGUUUGGGAAGAGGUUGGGGUAGAGGAGAGGACCUUCUUUCUUGGAAGGGAAUUCGGGGUCGGGGCAUGCGGGGAAGAGGUCGAGGACGAGGACUUGCUGUUCCCCUUGUUUUGAAUAAAGCUGAAUAUGAGAAGCAGCAGCAUUUAAAUGAGACAGUAACAAACUCUUCUACUAUCAUCCAGAAUCCAGUACGGACACAAAAGGACUACAGUCUGUUACCACUCUUAGCAGCUGCCCCCCAGGUUGGAGAAAAGAUUGCAUUUAAGCUUUUGGAAUUAACAUCCGAUUAUUCUCCUGAUAUCUCUGACUACAAGGAAGGAAAAAUCUUGAGCCAUAAUCCAGAGACCCAGCAAGUAGAUAUAGAAAUCCUUUCAUCCAGACAUGUUUCAUCCAUGAAAGAACCCGGGAAAUUCGAUUUAGUUUAUCACAAUGAAAAUGGGUCUGAGGUCGUGGAAUACGCCGUGACACAGGAGAGAAAGAUCACUGUUUUUUGGAGACAGUUGAUUGAUCCAAGACUGAUAAUUGAAUCUUCGGUAACAACACAUCAAGCACAGAGCUUGCCUGA
Pipistrellus nathusii (Nathusius's pipistrelle) is the source of this 1742-nucleotide messenger RNA. The record is from the annotation of a GenBank genome assembly. NCBI's taxonomy places the organism in Eukaryota, Metazoa, Chordata, Mammalia, Chiroptera, Vespertilionidae.